UUGCGGAUAUAGAUGGCGUCCUGUGGUCAAUUUUAUAUGAUGUAAAGAUGGAAGUGUUUCUUUAUAACUCUACAGUUUGUAGAUUAUGUGGCGAAGAAAAUGAUAAUGGAACAUUACUAUAUUCAUGUGAAGAAAAUAAUCAAAGCUUAUGUGAAAUAAUUAAUACCUAUUUGCCAAUAAAGGUAUCUGAUGAUGGAGAACUACCACGGACUAUUUGCCCUGGAUGUACAAUUCAAUUGGAAGCAACAGUUGAAUUUUUAAAUCUAAUUAUAAAUGGUCAAAAAAUUUUGCGUGAACUUUACCAACGAGAGAAGGAAUACAAAAAGACUGUUCUUAAUAAUUCCAAUAAAGGAACUCCGGAAGUUAUAUCAGAAAAAAUCAUUUACGAAAUAAAUACAAGCAAUGGGGUGUAUCAAGUUGAGCAUCCAAUAUCACUGCAGGUCAGCGGGCUUGAUAAACCAAAGAGAAAAAGAGGCCGUCCACCAAAGAAACAGAAGACUGCCGAGGAGAUCGCCCAGGAAACUCCCAAAACAGUAGAAAUCGAGGAUAAGACGGAGAAAGAUGAUGACGAACGUUCAGGGAAGAGGAGGAGAAAAACACCUACCAGGUUCAAGGAAGCUGUUCAGGGCAAGGAGCUGGAAAGAAUAUUCAUUGAAGAAGGUGUCAUAGAUGGCAAUGAGAGCGACCACAACACAAAGGCUGAUACAACACAGGAAAAUAAAUUACCGGUGAACAAGGAACCACAGGUUAUAGGGCAUUUGGAGGCGUCCGGAGAGCUUGUUGUGGUGGUGAAGGGCAAGGGAAGGGGUAGACCUAAAGGUCGCACGCGUCAAACUCGCGAGGAAUGCGCUAUAUGUGGGCUGGAGUUUGCUGCGACGGGUCGCUACAUGUCCCACAUCGCUCAGCACGGACCUGUUCUUUACAAGUGUGACUGCGGUCAAACAUUCACCACUAAGCUACUGUUCUCCGAACAUCAGAACACAAGCGGUCACAGCGGGCGGACCGUGGUGCCCUGUAGAAACGAAGUCGAGUCUCAGAAAGAGUCCGAAAAGAAUGAAACGCCUUUGAUCGAAUUGAUACCCGAGGCUGUAGAGGAUGUUGUCAAAGGAGAUAUACAAAUACCUCAAGCAUUACCUGAUUUGAGUGAUCUCGACCCGCUGAAGUGUGAUGACCAUGUCAAGACUGAGAUGGUGAAAAACGAACAAGAGAGAGAGGAGAAUGACCCUCUGCAAGAUGAAUGCGAGACAGCUGACGGAACUCGUGAGGAAGUACAGGACAGCAAGAAGGAGAAGGUCAAGAUAAAGUGCAACCACUGCGAUAAACUGUUCGGCACCCGGCAGAGCAAGUCGCUGCACAUAAAGGCGGUACAUCUCGGCGAGAAGUCGUACGUGUGCCCGGAGUGCGGCGCGCGGUUUGCGUACCCCCGCUCGCUGGCCGUACACCGACAAGCUCACCGCAGGGCGAGGCCUUCCGCGGGCUACGCCUGCGAUCUCUGCGGGAAGGUGUUGAACCACCCGUCGUCGGUGGUGUAUCACAAGCAGGCGGAGCACGCGGACCAGCGCUACGUGUGCGGCGCGUGCGGCAAACAGUUCCGACACAAGCAACUGCUGCAACGACACCAGCUGGUACACUCGCAGGCCAGGCCCUUCUCGUGUAAGGUGUGUAACGCCACGUUCAAGACGAAAGCGAAUCUCCUCAACCACCAGCUGCUGCACUCCGGCGUUAAGAAAUUCUCGUGCGAAAUUUGCAAACAUAAAUUCGCACACAAGACCAGCCUCACGCUGCACAUGAGAUGGCACACAGGGGUUAAACCGUUUACUUGUGGCGUGUGCGGUAAGAGCUUCAGUCAGAAAGGGAACCUCUCGGAACACGAACGCAUCCACACUGGAGAGAAGCCGUAUCAGUGUGCGCUGUGUCCUCGAAGAUUCACAACCUCGUCCCAGCACCGCCUGCACGCCAGGAGACACGCCGAACGAACACACUGCUGUGGGAAAUGCGGGAAACGCAUGUCGUCCCGCAGCGUGUGGGCGGCGCACGUCCGGCGCGAUGACUGCACGACGCGGCGGUUGGCGCGACAAAAGGUCACAAAACAAAUAAGUUUAUUGGUAAACGACAAGAACCAUCAGCCGGUGCAGCUGGAAGAUCCCAAGCUGUCCGACGACAACACCGAGGAGAGGGUCAUAUACGUGGCCUACGACACAGAAGACUCCGAGUCCACCGCCUUCCAUAUAUUAGACCCAGAACAGGUGCAGACUGCUGAUAUAGAACAGAACAAAGUACUGACGACCUGCGAGCUUUAUACACGACCGUCGCUGCUGGUGUCGCAACAACUACAGCAGUUACAGCUGGAGACGGCCGAACAGCAGGUGGUGGAACACGAGCAGCUGGAAAUAGACGAACACCUGGAGCUGGAACACGAGGAACUCGGCCUGGACGACGAGCAAAUUAAGAUCGAAAACCAGAUGGAGAUUGAAGAAAUUGAGGAAAUAGAAACGAGUCCUGUAGUGGUCGGCGGGCAGAGCAUACCCGUGACGGACGAGCGCGGUAACCCACUACACUUCACCAUGGCUGACGGAACCAAGCUGGCUAUCACCUCCGUGGACGGCAAGUCGCUGCAGGUGAUAACACAAGACGGCCAGACGAUACCGGUGGAGAUCAACGGAUACGACAACCAAGACCAGGUGCCGCCGAGCCCCAACGCAGUGGUUCACCAGCUCCACCUGCAGAAGACUCCGCCGCCCGCUCCCGUCACUCACUACUUCACUAUCGUCUGACACGGGUUGACAUUCCUCUCUCUCUCAUCACCAGUCUCCAGGCUACCCGUACUGUGAUGCGCCUACCACAAGUGCGCCUCGUCACUACAUACGAACCGUUCUGAGGUUUUCGUUCACACAUCCUCACACACUCCAACUCUCCGUGUGUUGUCGCGAUGCCAACUUGUAUUUUGCUACUGUGAUUUGUGUAACAUAUUACCCCCUGUAUCCGAGGGGACGUUUUUCGUCAGAGUAACUUAUCGUUACGUUUAUUUCCUUGUGAAUGUUGGACUCGACUGAAUGUCACUAUGUUUUAGGUCCUCGCUAAGGGCGACACCUUCCCGCGCUCACUGUCAGCGCCGUUCAAUUAGAAUGUUUUAUUUUUAAUUAAAAAUCGUCAUAAUUUAUAAUUUUACCGACGGCUUGUGUUAUAGUUACUGUUGACUCACACGCUAAGUACAAUUAAGUAUUAUUGAUUAGUAUUUUAAUGGUAAUUCGGAUCUCGGGAUUUUGCAAUAACUCAUCCCCGUCCUCAUUUAAUUUUAUUAUUGAAAUUAUUCAUAUUGAUAUUGAUUGAAAAAAAAAAUUCUAUUGAAUCAUCCGCAGCUCAAAUUCCUAAUACAUAUAUAAGUGAAUAUUAAUUCUAAGACACACUAUUUAGCCGCCUUUCUCUCGGUACACCUGAUGUCUGCCGACCGUUAGUCGCUACCGCUCGCUGUGCGUUGGUUCGUUUUUAUUUAUGAUUAAUAUUAUUUCAGUUACUCGACGGCUCGAGUCUGUGAACAAUUUAUUGUUUUAAGAAUAAUGUGUUAAUGUGAUUAAAAAUUCAGUUUUA
Molecule: messenger RNA, 3588 nt
Organism: Danaus plexippus (monarch butterfly)
Lineage: Eukaryota; Metazoa; Arthropoda; Insecta; Lepidoptera; Nymphalidae
Product: zinc finger protein 37-like
Exons: 18
Coding region: 48-2774 (908 amino acids)
Biological process (GO): regulation of transcription by RNA polymerase II
Cellular component (GO): nucleus
Molecular function (GO): DNA-binding transcription activator activity, RNA polymerase II-specific; RNA polymerase II cis-regulatory region sequence-specific DNA binding; zinc ion binding
Source: RefSeq, a predicted model, not a curated record